CGGCGAAAGGGCAACUACGCCGAGCGGGCCGGGGCCGGCGCGCCGGUCUACCUGGCGGCCGUGCUGGAGUACCUGACGGCCGAGAUCCUGGAGCUGGCGGGCAACGCGGCGCGCGACAACAAGAAGACGCGCAUCAUCCCGCGCCACCUGCAGCUGGCCAUCCGCAACGACGAGGAGCUCAACAAGCUGCUGGGCAAGGUGACGAUCGCGCAAGGCGGCGUCCUGCCCAACAUCCAGGCCGUGCUGCUGCCCAAGAAGACCGAGAGCCACCACAAGGCCAAGGGGAAGUAGUCUGGCGCGCGGUGGAACCGAAUCCUUAAACCAAAGGCUCUUCUUAGAGCCACACAUCUUUUCAAAAGAACUUGACAUUUUUCCGUGUAGAGUACGUCAGAGCCAACGGGAAAACACCCCGAUCUUUGUGA
Messenger RNA from Tupaia belangeri chinensis (Chinese tree shrew), 422 nucleotides. Its product is annotated as histone H2A type 1-like. The annotation marks the transcript as partial. The transcript has a single exon. Gene Ontology annotation, molecular function: DNA binding; structural constituent of chromatin; protein heterodimerization activity. Lineage: Eukaryota; Metazoa; Chordata; Mammalia; Scandentia; Tupaiidae. The record is from RefSeq and is a predicted model, not a curated record. Gene Ontology annotation, cellular component: nucleosome.